Rhagoletis zephyria (snowberry fruit fly) is the source of this 1954-nucleotide messenger RNA. RefSeq names its product Juvenile hormone binding protein 2 (gene Jhbp2). Gene Ontology annotation, biological process: multicellular organismal reproductive process. NCBI's taxonomy places the organism in Eukaryota, Metazoa, Arthropoda, Insecta, Diptera, Tephritidae. The record is from RefSeq and is a predicted model, not a curated record.
AGUUGGUACGUCCAGCAGGCAGAAAGAAGCUUCCGUUUAUUUGUUGUGAAUUCGUCAUCGUAGAGGCAAGAAUAUAAAAAUUAAAUUAAAUCGUAAAGAGCAAUUUAACGUAAAAUACAACAAGAUUCAUUAUUUAUAGGACAUUCAAGUAUACAUAUGUUUACAUACAUAUCUGCUAUAUGCUCUUUCAUUCUGCCCUACAGCCACUGUGUGUUCUCAGACAGUGCGCGUGUUUGAUAAACUUGUGUGCGUUCCUUGUCUUUCUUUAAAAAGUAUUGACCUAAUUUUCGUUUAACUAACAUUCCAGUGAUUGUUUUAGUUUUUUGGCUACUAUUGACAUUCAUAUGUAGUAACGGCGCCAAUUUUUGUGACUCAAAGUGAAAUUGUUUGCUACUUGACUUUUGUUUAACAUCAGUUUCGUUUUAUUGCACUUUCGCACUUUCGCUGGCAACGUUCACUCUGGCAUUGAAAGCAUCUUUCCAGUGGUCAGUGCCACUAGUGACCAAAAUUUAAAAGGUGUUAAUUGCCUUAACUAUAGAAUUUCUUUAAAAAAAAUUGAUACUUUUGCUUUCUGAAAAGUGAAAAUAAUUGUAUAAACAAAAAUGUUUAAGCUUGGUUUGAUGGCGAUUUUGACAGUGAUCAGCUGGAUUUCGGUGAACGCGCAGGAUGAUGUGCAACCUUAUUACCUGCAACAGUGUCCGCGCGAUGAAGAAUAUGUCAACGAAUGCCUGCGUGACAGUGGCAAUAAAUUGGUGCAUUAUCUGCGGCAGGGUAUACCUGAAUUGGAUAUUUACGAGAUUGAACCAGUUGUCAUCGAUGAGAUUGGCAUUGUGUUGGGCAGUGGACCGGACGGUUAUCGUGCCCUAUUCCGUAGUAUACAAGCGUAUGGUGUUAGCAACAUAACUGUAACAAAUGUGCGUUCCGAUUUGGAGACUUUGCAAUUUCAGUUGACUUGCGAAAUUCCACAUAUUAAAGUUCGUGCUCAGUAUCGCUCUACGGGUGUAUUAAUCUUAGUGAAAGCCUCUGGUGCUGGUGAUUAUUGGGGCGAAUAUGAUGGCGUCAAGGCGAAAAUCUACUUCAAAGCAACUCCGAAUGUGGCUGACGAUGGGCGUACUUAUCUUACAGCCGAACAGGUCAAAAUGGAUUUCAAUGUUAAAGAAAUUAAAAUGGGCGUAGAUAAUAUUGCCAAUGGCAAUUCAGUGAUACAGGCCGCCUUGAAUCUCUUCAUUAACUCCAAUGCACAGGAGUUGCUUAAGGAAAUGAAGCCAGCGCUACGGACCAAGCUCACACUGGUCAUACGCAACUUCAUGGAUCGGAUUUUCGCGAAAAUACCGUUGGAUCAGUGGAUUAAUUUGAAUUAGUAAAUGCGUAUUUCAGCCGUCAGCAGGGCAGAUGAAAGCAGUUUUGGUGCAGCAACUGCGUUGAAGCCCAACGCAAGUGCAGUUGAAUUGAGUUGAAAUCGAACACUUAGCAGUUAAUUAGUUUAGCUGUAAUUUUAUGUAUAAUUAGUAGUUAGUAUUUAUUUUAAAAACCAAGUGUUGAAAAGUAUGAGUAGAUAAUCAGUUACGAGCUAAAAUUAAGAUGAAAAAAAUUGCUCCUUCUUAAAAUUUACAUAUUUUAUUCACAGUACAAGCACGAUUACAAGUAAAUGACAAUUCUUAAAAUAAAAUUAAAUUAAAUAUUUUGACCACAAGUAACUAUAUUAUAUAGUAAGAUUACCUACAAAGUACUGGUAAUUAUUGGAAAAAAGUGCGUGUUUAGGUGAAAACUGUUAUUUUACGGUAAAGCACCGUACUUUUUCAAGAAUUUUCCCAAGUCGAGAAAAAAUUUUUACUUAGAAUUCGCCGCUUUGUGAGAUAAAAUAGAAAUUAAAAUUUCUUGAAUUUUCAAAGUAGCUGGUAUGUACCAAUAAUCACUUGAGGUUUGUAAACUCGAUAAGAAAUGUUCAUUUGUA